CUCUAGCGUACCAGACGGGGUUGAAAUCUUUUCAACACACAAUGGUUGGGGGAGUUUAUUUUGUGAUUUUUUAUGUAACCCUGGUCUUCCUUCUGACAGGCUCUGUGAGAGGCUUGUUCCUGAAGGAGCAAAGCAGAAAUGCAGACGUGAACCAAGGGCUCAGCAAAGCUAUCUUAGAAAUGCUACACAUCACGAAAGUGUCGACGAUUCAUCAGGCCAUCCCGCAUCCUUACAUGAAGAGGAUCUAUCAGCAUCUGGAGUCACUGGAAGCUCAAGACUUUGGAAGAUCAGAUGGAAUCCUGGUGCAGAGUUUUCGAAGUGUUGAUGGGCCACAUCAUGCUCCCCAAGGAUGGAUCUGGUUCAACAUCAGCAGCCUGAACCCGUCCAUGCUGGGUGCAGAGUUGGUUCUGUACAGAAAGACCCUCCAUUCACGCCCUCUCAGUGUGACUGUGACCCUGCACAGCAUCAUCACAUCACAGGACAAUCUAAAUGAAAUUCCUGCCCUCGAGGAGAGGCAGCUGACGCUGGACCAGCGACCCUCUUCUGGGUACGAUGUGUUCGAUGUGUCAGCUGUUUUGGCUGUGAAGCCACUGGAAGUGGUUGGCUUCCAGCUCAGGUAUACAGACGAGAGUGGGAGUUUGGUCCUUCAUGAGGCACUAACACAGAGUCUUUAUAGUCUGAACAGAGGCUCUCUGCAGGAACCCUUACUGGUGCUUCACGAAGCAAGUUCUCUUCAGCUUUAACUCCAUCACCAUGACCUCUGCUGGGAUGACAACUGAAACCUCUAAUACUAAACUCACUUACAUUUCCAAAGAUGAUCCAUGGAAAAAAGCUAUUGGUUUAACUACUCUAGUAACUGAUGGUCUGCAUUUGUAAUCAGGAUAUUAUGUUUCUAGUGAGUCACUGAAGUGAUUCUGAAACCAUGUGGCUAUUAUUCUGCAGAUUUUGUCUGAUAAGCGCAACAUCAAUCAGAUUAAUUGAUAACUCAAUAAUUCAAACAGUCAGCUGACAAUAAUGAGAAUUUCUGAAGGUUAUAAACAGUUAAUUUCUUACCUAAAGAAGGAAACGGUCUUCGUUUAGCAUAAAUCCAGACUGGUUAGUGUUGGUGGCUGAAGCUGAAAGGGACCAUUGACCGAAGCGGACUUCUGUCUUAAUACAUUCUUGUCUCAAAAACAUCUUAGCGGUUAAUGUAAAUGCUAUUUUAUCUACCUUUAAACCAUUGUCACAUUUACACAGAAAUCCCUGGUAAAUGUCCACUCGUUUGAUUGUGUUCUUCCUACAUGUAACUGUAUUUACUUUCCCUUCAUGUGUUUGUUUAAUUGACACCAUAUAUAAAGCAAAGAUGUUCCUCUUAAGGCAGAAGCCUUCAUUUGCCACCAUCAGUGCGGCCUUUCUUUCUUUCUUUCUUUCUUUCUUUUUUUCUUUCUUUUUUUCUUUCUUUCUUUCGUUCUUUCUUUCUUUCUUUCUUUCUUUCUUUCUUUCUUUCUUUCGAGAAUAAUAUGAUGAGACCUGCAAAGGGAUGUUAAAAGUCUUUCAAGAAGAGUGCUUGAUGAUGUCACCAUUCAGCUAAUAUCUUUACCGGAGCUUCAAUAAAUGUUUCUGUUUUCAGCAAAAUGAGAAAAAAAGGUUAAUUUGACAAAUAUAAAAUAUUCGUAAUUAAUUAGGAAUGACUAUUGAGU
This is a messenger RNA of Girardinichthys multiradiatus, 1679 nucleotides long. RefSeq lists its product as uncharacterized. Gene Ontology annotation, biological process: SMAD protein signal transduction; BMP signaling pathway. Gene Ontology annotation, cellular component: extracellular region. Lineage: Eukaryota; Metazoa; Chordata; Actinopteri; Cyprinodontiformes; Goodeidae. The record is from RefSeq and is a predicted model, not a curated record. Gene Ontology annotation, molecular function: cytokine activity. The transcript has 2 exons. Bases 42 to 743 code for a protein of 233 amino acids.